GGCCAGGCGAAGACUGGCGGCGCGGCAUCGCUCCUGAUUUAGCUAACACUGGCUUCGAACCACCGCGACGCCGACUGUAUCGUAUGGGUCUUGACCCGUGAAUGUGUCUCCAUGGAGUCCGGGAAGGCCAGACGGUGAUGGUCUAAAGGGAGUGUCUCGGGCACAGAGGUGCUUGCUCCUGGGGAUGUUGCGCUGGACGGUGCACCUGGAAGGAGGGCCGCGGAGAGUCAACCAUGCUGCCGUGGCGGUCGGCCACAAGGUGUACUCCUUCGGGGGCUACUGCUCCGGAGAAGACUACGAGACGCUCAGGCAGAUCGACGUACACGUGUUCAACUCUGUGUCUCUGCGCUGGAUGAAGCUGCCCCCAGUGAGGACUGCAGGGAGAGAGCACACGCGUGAAGGACCCUACAUGCGCUACGGUCACACAGCUGUGCUGCUGGAAGACACCAUCUACAUCUGGGGGGGGCGGAACGACACGGAGGGCGCCUGCAAUGUGCUCUAUGCGUUCGACGUCAACAGCCACAGAUGGUUCACACCCAAGAUCUCAGGGACCAUUCCUGGGGCCAGGGACGGCCACUCUGCCUGCAUCCUGGGGAAGGCCAUGUAUAUAUUUGGAGGAUACGAGCAGCUGGCGGACUGCUUCUCCAAUGACAUCCACAAGCUGGACACCACCUCCAUGGUUUGGACCUUAAUCAACGCCAGAGGCGCUCCAGCACGCUGGAGAGACUUCCACUCGGCCACCAUCAUCGGAACAAAGAUGUUUGUAUUUGGGGGGCGAGCAGACCGCUUUGGCCCCUUCCACUCCAACAACGAGAUCUACUGCAACAAGAUCAAAGUGUUUGACACCGAGACCAACUGCUGGCUGAGCAGCCCCUCUGCCCAGCCGCUGCCUGAAGGACGCAGGAGUCAUUCAGCGUUUUCCUACAACGGUGAGCUGUUCAUAUUCGGGGGCUACAACGCGCGUCUGGACCGGCACUUCAGCGACCUCUGGAAGUUCAACCCAGAGGGCUCCUCCUGGAAGAAGGUGGAGCCCAGGGGGAAAGGCCCGUGUCCGCGCAGGAGACAGUGCUGCUGCAUGGUGGGAGAUCGCAUCGUGCUCUUCGGAGGAACCAGCCCCUGUCCGGAGCAAGGGAUGGGUGAUGAAUUUAACCUCAUGGAUCACUCAGACCUGUACAUCCUGGACUUCAGCCCUAAUCUGAAGACAUUAUGCAAGAUGGCAGUAAUUCACUACAGUCUGGAGCAGUCGGGGCUCCCACAUGACAUCAGAUGGGAGCUGGCUGCCAUGACAACCAACAGCAACAUCAGCAGGCCAAUCUUCUCCUCUCAUGGCUGAGAGCAGCCAUCACGGAGCAGACCCCAGACUGCCUUCUGCCCUCCGGGACCCGGGGACACCUUAACCAUCGACCGGGGCUCUAGCGGAGGACUUCUGUCGUCGGUAUUACUCAACUCUUUGGUUCGAGACUGGAGUUAUUUUCCACAUUGGAUUUUCGUCUCUGCAAACUAUUUUUUUCUUCUUGUUUUUACUUUUUCUACACAAACAAACAAGACAAGCUCAAGGAUGAAAAAAAGAAAACGGAUAAAAGUAUCCUUGUUUUGGAAGAAUUAGAAACACAUCUGCUAACAAAAUGAUUUUUCUAAGGGUUGCUGACUCAAGGGUGCUUUUGAGAACUCGGUUCGAACCACCUCCUCCCCCAUCUCCUCCGCUCUCUGUAGAGAUCCAAUCAAGCCUAUGAUAAUCCUGGACUCCUCCACAAGCACAUGAAGAAGAAAGUCCACCCUAAAGGUCUUCUGUACUAACCUCUCAUCUCUGCAGAGGGGGGGGGGG
Messenger RNA from Gadus chalcogrammus (walleye pollock), 1825 nucleotides. It is a transcript of the gene klhdc3, whose product is annotated as kelch domain containing 3. NCBI's taxonomy places the organism in Eukaryota, Metazoa, Chordata, Actinopteri, Gadiformes, Gadidae. The record is from RefSeq and is a predicted model, not a curated record. Bases 185 to 1333 code for a protein of 382 amino acids. The transcript has 11 exons. Gene Ontology annotation, cellular component: cytoplasm. Gene Ontology annotation, molecular function: chromatin binding; protein binding.